CUGUGUAAAAACCUGUCCUGCUAUGUUGGCGCUGUUUACCUCCCCAAUCCUGUGCUGUGGCCAGCUGGACAUAAACCAUAAUUCAGACAGUCUAAACUAUCCCGGAAAUACAAAUGUAAGGUAUUUUACAUUGAAUCAUUCACGGAGUUAUACAGACACAUAUAUUUUUAAUACUGUAGUAAAGGUGUCAUGAAUAAAGAGGUCAUGUCACGUGUGGUGAAGAAGAGGCAGGCGGACCCUAAAGUGGUCCAAUACGUGUGGGCCGCCAUUGAGGUCAUCCGCAACCAGAAACAAAUUGCCAACAUGGACAGGAUCUCAAAGUACCUGAGCCGUGUGUUUGGCAUGCACCCAAAGGAGACGGCCAGGCAGCUGAGUCUGGCAGUGAAGGAUGGCCUGGUCGUAGAGACUCUCACUGUAGGCUGUAAGGGGUCCAAGGCUGGCAUCGAACAGGAGGGCUACUGGCUGCCUGGAGACGAGCAGGAGCCCAAUGCCGACGGAAGCAAGACGGAGAAGGAGCCGCCAGAGGAGGAAUGGGAGGCGGAGAGCCACGACUGGUACUGCUUCGAGUGCCACCUGCCCGGAGACGUGCUUGUGUGUGACAACUGCUUCCGUGUCUAUCACCUAAAAUGCCUGUCUGAUGAGUACAAGCCCCGGGACAGUGGAUCCCACUGGCAGUGUGUGGUGUGCAGGGGUAGUAAAAAGAAGAACCUGAACAAGCAGGAGAUGUGCAGAUACCUGCGUUUUAUCAUUCAGCGCAUGAAAGAGAGGGCCGUGGACCUGAACAAGAAAGGCAAAGACACUCAACACCCGAUGUACAGAAGGCUCAUCCACACCACGCUGGACGUCACCAACAUUCAGGAGAACCUCACCGAGGGGAAAUACAAGAGCUUCGACGAGUUCAAGGCAGAUGCCCAGCUGAUCGUGCACAACACCGCCAUCUUGUUUGGAGUUCAUAGUGACCAGGCUGAAAUAGCGCGGUUGCUCUACAGUGACACAUGCCAUGAGCUGAACGAGUUGAUGCUGUGUAAGAACUGCUUCUACCUGUCCAACGCUCGGCCUGACAACUGGUUCUGCUACCCCUGUACUCCUAAUCAUGAGGUUGUGUGGGCUAAGAUGAAGGGCUUUGGCUACUGGCCGGCCAAGGUCCUGCAGAGAGAGGACCAGCAGGUGGACGUCCGCUUCUUUGGCCACCAGCACCAGAGAGCAUGGAUCCCUGCAGACAACAUCCAGGACAUCAAGGUGUCGGUGCAGCAGCUGCAGGUGAAGCGCAGCGCGAGCUGGAAGAAGGCCUGUGAUGAGCUGGAGCUGUCCCAAUGCUUUCAGAGGGAGGGCCGCUUCUGGAAAACCAAGACGGUGGAGAAGGUGGAGGAGAGGAGAGGAGACGGAGAGGAGAGGCUGACAGAGAGGCCGGAGGAGGCAGAGUACUCAAUCUCCUCCACCAGCAACAACAACGAACAGGUCAAACAUCAGAAAGCAGACAGACAGGCAGACCGUCAGCCAGACAGGCAGGAGCCUAAAGCAAAGAAAAGCCGUCGCAUUCAAGCUCCUGAGCCCAAAGAGGAAGCCACUGACCCGGAGCCUGAGAUGGAGGCUGUGAGCAGCAGCCAGGAGAUCCCCGUGACGACGCCCCACCAGCCAGAGAAGCUGUCUGUCUCCACGCAGACCAAGAAGGCCUCAGCCACCUCGCCACGCAGCCUACACCGCAGCACCCAGACCACCUCUGACGGAGCCUGCCAGAACAUGUGCCACGAGAAGUACACCAAGAUCUUCAACGAUGUCAAGGACAUGAUGAAGGCCGACAACAAGAGGGAGACAGAGCGCAUGGUCCGAGAGGCCCUGGAGAAGCUGCGUUCUGAGAUGGAGGACGAGAAGAGGCAGGCGGUGAGCAAGGCAGUGUCGGGGGGCCAGGCUGAGAUGGAGAGAAAGUGUAAGACGGUGAAGGAGAAGUGUAAGGAGGAGCUGGUGGAGGAGGUGAAGAAGAUGGUGGCCCAGCACAAGCAGCUCAUCUCCACCACCAAGAAGAAGCAGUGGUGUUAUAACUGUGAGGAGGAAGCCAUGUACCACUGCUGCUGGAACACCUCCUACUGUUCCAUCAAGUGUCAACAGGAACACUGGCACGCCGACCACAAACGCACCUGCCGCAGGAAGAGAUGAACAGCCCCCCCCCCCCAGCACACUUUCCCAUUGGCUCUCCCCCUGAUGUAACUUACCCAACCACGCCCCUAUCUGACUUCCUGAACACUUUUUGGACCGAAUAUAUGCGGGAAAAAAUUGCUAUUUUCAUUUUAUUUCAGUACUUUAUUUAAUAUACCCAGUGUAUUGAUUAAAAAAUAUAUAUAUAUAUUAUCAAGAGCAUGGCUCGAAUGAUUGUUUUUUAUUUUAUUUUUAUGAAGUGCUAAUUUGACCUAUGUUGCAGAAUGUGUUAUUUAAGUGUCUAGUAACAGAUGAACAUUAACUGAAAACAUUUUAUUACCUGCAUUUUUUUCACUUUUCUUACUGUUAAUGUUUAACAAUGACAGUCGAUCUUAUACCGUAAGUACUAUUGCAGCGUUGAAUAAGCUCUGCUUUCAUACAGAAAAUAUUUUUCAAAAUGCUGAAAAACAUGAGAAACAAAAUGUAAUUGUGAAAAAAGGAAAUGAUCCAUAAAAAUUUUGCAUGAUUUUAUCAUGAACAUAUUUUGGUAAAUAGCACCUUUUUAUUGUUUUUAUCCAUCUUCAAGUCUCUUAAACAUCAUUGGGAACAGGGUUAUGAAGUCGGCUAUAAAGAUGCUGACAAAUCUUCCCUUUGUUAUUAUGCACAUUUUGGGCUAGACAUUUUGAAUAUACUGUAAUUUUUAUGAAUUAUAGAAAAAGUUAUACAUUUCUUGGGAAUAUAUAGCAAUCUUUACUGAGCUGGAUCUUAGAGAGGUUCCUUCAUAAUUUUACAGUUUGCACAUUUAAUUUCAUGACCCAAAUGCUUUGUAAUAUUGCCAAAAAUGACAUUUGUUAAACCUUAUCUUAACAGAGAAAGUGAGUGCUGUUUUUUCCCCUCUAGUUUAUGGUUGGCGCCAGUGCCAUGGUUAUUGUGAUGUUCACUGUAAGUACGGUUUUAGAAUGCUCAGUGACUAGUUAGACAUUCACUGCUUAUGCUGUUGGUGGUCAGUGCCUGUUUUUUCAAAACUAUCCUCAUAUUCUGAGUAAAGAGCUGUGCAUGUUGAUAGUUUCACAUUUGUAUUACUAGAAAAAUAACAGAAGCUUGCAAAGUAUCUCGGUUUCCCCAUAGACAAUGAAUACGGAUGGACCAAUAUAAAAUAUGCAAAUAUCAACUGUGAUCAGGCUUAUCUUUUAGUACUUUUUAUUUUUUCUUACUGGAGUCUGAAUGGUGUGCAAUGUUAUUAUCCUUUGCUUAACUUGUCUUGGAUCAUUUCUUAAACGGUAAUGUAAUUGCCAAUUUUAUUUAGAACAGAAGUACUAACCAAGAGGCUACUUGGGAAGUCAGCCAUUAUUGUAAGUCCAUGUGACUGUUUCCUUAGUUAUGAAGAGCUGACUGAACAGAGGAAAGGUCAUCCCCUGCAUUCAUUUUAUUGCCUAGUUUUGGACACACGGUUUUCAAUGAUGGCAACACUCUCUUCCGUUAACUCCGACAAAGUGUAUCACUUUUCAGAGCUAACACAUUUGUAUUCGUUUGAACACGAUGACAAAUAAUGGCGUAGACGAUUUCUUUUCAAUCUCUUUUUCUCUUACCCUAACCCAUAGUCUGUUUUUAUUGUUUUUCAAUCAGAGAAGCAGUGUAAUGUUUUAGAAGUAAUGAACAAACUGCCUGAUUUGCCACGUAAUAAUCUGUUUAAUCCUGAUACACUUCCUCAGGAGACUGAACAGAAUCAUCCAUGCCCUGCACGAAUGCCACAAUCUUUCUCUCCCUGUCUCUCAUGGUGUUAACAAAAUCAUGUCAUGGUUGCACUACAUGUAAAUAAACUGGUUCCUUUACAACAUGCCAUUCUAAUGAGAUUAAAGGCAACACACACUGAUGGUGCAUUCUAAUUCAAGUAGUUCACCACUGGCACGCUGCAGGCAGUAGUUAACUCAUCUGCCCUCUAUUAGUAAGGCUAAGAGAGAGGACCAAUGUAAUUGGUUAUCAGAUUAAGCUGUUGAUAUGUUGCCUUGAAAACCAGUAGACCCCUGCAGUUCUUAACUGGUCAACUGUCUAUCUAUUACUGAGGUGAGUAUCACUGUCCAGACCUCAACCACUCCUCUUAACACAAAUGUUUGGUAUUCAUUGUUACGAAAACUUUGUCUGCACUUUGGAAAGUGUUGUUGCAUUGGAGGUAAAUCCGAUCUGAUAAUUGGAUUGGUUCACUGAUAGAGGAUGUAUUUGUCCAUCCCUGUAUGAAUGAGUUAUUUCCCUUUGUGGAAAUAUUUUAAUGUCAUUCACGUUUUAAAGUAUUUCUGGAAACUUGCAUGAGUACGAUGUGCGUAUUAUGUUCAUUUUUUCUGAUUUUAAAAGACCGUUACACUUCCUGAAAAUGAUGCAAUAUGACAAUGAUCUUUUCCCCUCAAAUUGCAUUCUAGCAAAUUCUCACUAUUUUCCGGCGAGAAAAGUCAAGUGUAACGUCUCACACAUGACUACAUCUAAAAACGUUCCCCCUGUCCAUAUGUACACUGUUAAUCAUGGCUUAAAGGUCGACUUUGGGCACGAAAAAUGGUCCGUCUCGUUCUCAAUUUUCAAACAGAAAUGGGGUGUACUUUUGGUGGUUAAUCGACGUAAUUCCAACGUAGCUAGUUCGUUAGCUAAGCUUGUCACUAGCCAAUAACUCAUCCAGUAUGUGUUGACGUCAUUUCACAGGAUUUGUUUUUAGACAGAAGCUGUAGACAUCGGUAAGACAUGGCAUUUCUGUAGCCAAACAAUUUUGAUCGUGCAUUGAUCAGUUAUACAGUUUGUUUUUGUCCAAACUCGACCUUUAAAAUGUUCUAUGCUACUGGCAUUUUAACGCUUUAGCUAGCAAUAUGUAUAUAAAUAUAUUCUAUGUGCUAACAUGGAUAAUAAAUGUAUCAAAAAGU
Messenger RNA from Salvelinus fontinalis (brook trout), 5036 nucleotides. RefSeq names its product zinc finger MYND domain-containing protein 11-like. The transcript is spliced from 17 exons. Gene Ontology annotation, molecular function: DNA binding; protein binding; transcription corepressor activity. The coding region runs from base 190 to 2154 and encodes 654 amino acids. Lineage: Eukaryota; Metazoa; Chordata; Actinopteri; Salmoniformes; Salmonidae. The record is from RefSeq and is a predicted model, not a curated record. Gene Ontology annotation, biological process: regulation of transcription elongation by RNA polymerase II.